CUGGGAAGGGCUCUGGAAUUCUUUGCAUCAGCUUAAGAAGAUUUAACAACUUUGAGUUCUGUCCAGAGGGUAAAGGUAAACAUUUUUCUAAAGAAUGAAGAUUUUGAUAUUGAUUGAGUCUAUCCUUGCAGCUAGCUUGGUGGAUGGCAUUGGCAGCUCUGAUCUACAGAAUUGUUUUCAAGAGCAGAUACGACUUCAGGGCCAGGUGAGGCUUCUGGAAGAUCGUGUGAAACAGCAGCAGUUGAAAAUUAUACAGCUUUUAGAGAAGAAAGAGAUUCAGUACAAUGACAGAGGAGGUGAAAACAAUGUCAUUGACUUGGGAGGAAAAAGACAGUAUUCAGACUGUGCAGAAAUCUACAAUGAUGGACAUAAACAAAGUGGAUUUUAUAAGAUGAAACCUACCCAGAGUCCUAAUGAAUUCCUUGCCUUUUGUGAUAUGUCUGAAGGGGGCGGCUGGACUGUUUUUCAGAGACGUUCGGAUGGCAGCCAGAAUUUUGAUAGAGUCUGGGCUGACUAUGAAGAAGGCUUUGGAAAUUUUGUUUUGGCAAAUGGUGAAUAUUGGCUUGGAAAUAAAAAUCUUCAUUAUUUGACCAGUCAGGGGAACUACACUUUAAGAAUUGAUCUAACUGAUUUUGAAGGAGAACGGCGUUUUGCACAAUAUACAAGAUUCAGAGUUGCAGGUGAAGAGCAUUUAUAUGAGAUGAGUUGCGGUGAAUACUCGGGCACAGCUGGGGAUUCCCUUACUGGGGGGUUUCACCCUGAAGUAAAAUGGUGGGCUGAUCAUCGAGGAAUGAAAUUCAGUACUCGAGACAGGGACAAUGACAACUAUGAAGGAAACUGUGCUGAAGAGGAAAAGGCUGGCUGGUGGUUUAACAGGUGUCACUCUGCCAACUUGAACGGUUUGUACUACAAAGGGCCCUACACUGCAAUGACAGAUAAUGGAAUUGUUUGGUACACUUGGCACGGCUGGUGGUAUUCACUGAAAUCUGUUGUCAUGAAGGUCAGACCAGCAGACUUUGAACCUAAUAUUGUUUAAGUAUUUUAUUACGACAAUUUAUCUAGUUAAUCUUUCAGCAAAUCUAUCCAAAUUAAAGCAGAUGGGCAGACUUUUGCUUCUUAUCUAUACAUCUAUAAAUCCAGAAUAAUUCCUCGACAACCAACAGUUCUUCAGCCGUAAAUGAGAAGAAAUCUGGCCUAGGAAUAUGUAGAUACAAAUACCAGUACUAGUAUGUGUACAGGAUUUUUUUUAAAAGGCAGGAGUUCAUCUAGGAGUAAGGGCAUCUUUGUUAACACGGAGAAUUUUUGGCUUAUGCAGUAACUACAAGGCCUUUUAUCUUUUUAACAAAAGAAGUCUUAUUUAUGUUUUCCUUUUCUUUCCUGUCACUCACUUUUCAGCUCCCUGUAUCUGCAGUGGAAGCAACCAUGAUGAUUUGGCUCAUACUACUUUGUAUUUUUUCCAUCAGGAUAUUAUUUUAACAUAAGUCACUAUAUUGUCUUAAAACUUAUGAUGAAUUGUAUGAAUUACACCCAAAGUCUAUGUGAAAAUAACUUUAAGGUUGCCUUACUGAGUGGAUGGAAUAUGCUUUUUUUAGAAUGAAUCAAGGCUUUAGAGGAAACGAGUUGUCUAUAAAUUCCUCUGAUUUAUUUGAUGCAUACACUGUGUACAUAGUGUGCAUAUAAUGUAUAAAGAACAAGGCAGGGUACUGAAGGAACAGAGAUGCUACCAGGCUAGAAUCAAUUGAAUCCAGCAUAUAAAAGUUCAUUGUCUCUGUCUUUGCUGAAGCAUUCCUAAAGCUGGUCACAUCAUUUCAACCAAACAUUUUUAGAUGGCCAGUAAUUAUGCCUUCCUUCUUUUUGGUAAUGAGCUAGAUAUCCUGGACUUUAAGAUAUUGAUAUUUGGAUUUUACCAAAAUGCUGAAUACCAAAAAAUGCAACGGAUUUUCAUGGGAGCUGUGCUUUGAACAUAGACUAUCAUAACACAUAUGCAGAUGGUACUGUGUUUCACAUGCACUCUUAAUUCUGUUGUUUUAGAGGUUUUUAGUGCUAGACUCAAUACAUCUUAACUUUCUUUUAAGUACUGGUCAGUCUCCAAGGCUGUCCCAAUUUGAAUAUCCUUUCCAGUCACUUCUAAGAGGUUCUAAUUCUAAGCGUAUAACUUCUCCUUUUCCUACAUCCUCAUCUUGACUCCUUGGGUUUUUCCUCUUCUCAAGCUGCAGGUGCAUAUUGCUCUUGCACAAGAAAAAAACUCGAGAGAGAGUCUAUCUACCCACUACAUUCAUGCCCACCAUCACAAUAGACUGUAAUAGUUAGCCAGGAAAUAACAAAAAUCUCUGAUUAGUGUUUGCAGCUGUGGAGAUGAAUAGGCACAAAAAAGCUAUCUGCUGAAAUGUCAUCCAUUUCUGCUAAGCAUGUAAGAAUCAAGAUUUUACAAAACAGUUGGAUCUGAGCCAAACUUAGGCAUUUUUCAUUUCCCUGCUUCCUAAAAUAAUUUUACUUUUGUGAUUAUACUGCCAGUCUCUGUGUUUCUGUCUGUCCAAAUAGAAUUUUUGAACCUGGUAGCCAAUUUCAGUCAUAUUUAACAUAGCUGAGACUAACUUGCCAACCUAUGGAUCAGUUCACGUCUAUAAUGAUGUGAAUACAGUCGGCUGAAUGUGAACUCCCUGCAUGGCCAUUCUUCCUUCCAUUCCCGUCCUCCAAGAACAGAAGUUUGGUAAGAAAGAGUUCAUGAAAGAAUCUUAUGGAAGAAGAGAGGGAGGAUGUGCUGAAGAGCUGAAAAAAAGAGAGGUGCAUAUAAAACAAUUUAUCCCACUCUUUAAGAUAAAUCAAAUCGCACUUAAAUGAAAUGGGGAUGUAAGUGAAGAAAAAAUGGAGUCUGAGCAGGAAAAAAGAAUAUUAGCAUGCAUAGAAGGUGUUGAUAAAAAUCUGCAAUAUACAGGUUUUCAGUUUUGUGUUUUUUGUGAUGAUGGCAGAUAUUCCAGACAAUCCAACCUCUUUCUCAAAGUAUCAAUGGAUGUUCUGCCAGAUGUUUCUAGCCUUAAGCACAUCACUCUACCUCUGCAUGAGAUGACCAAUGGAUAGCUCUAGAACUGCUUAUUUGGAGCCUUCUUUAAUCAGUUAAAUCAAAUUACUUAUCUGCUAGGAAGACACUCAGGCACCAUAUAUAUAUAUACACAUAUACACACACACACACACACAUACGUAUACAUAUAUGUAUGCAUAUAUCUAGCUAUAUAUUCAGCAUUCAGCAUUAUAACAGAACAUCUGAUAGGUAUUUCUAUCCAAUUUUAUUACUGAACUUCAAAUGAGUUCCUGAGUAGCUCUACGUGUCAUUAAGAAUAAGAUGGAAAUUUUGGAGCAGUUUAUAAAGAUGUUGUAAGUACAGUAUUUCCCAUGGCAAUGUUCAAAUUCUUUUGCUACUCUGAGAAGAGAAACAUUUAACUCUCUGCUAAAACACAGAUGACAUUAUGCAGAAAUUGUAAAAACACCCUUAGUUUUUCACAGGAAAAUGGAAAGAAGAUUAGCUCAUAUAUUUUGAGAGUAUCAAGCCAGAUCAUAUUGCACUUAAUGUAAAUAUAAGACAUAGAGGAUUUAUGUACAGCACAGUUGGAUCUCUAGCACACAAAAAAGACUUACUAACAUGUACAGAUUGUGCUGAUAAAAUCUGCAAUAUUUAUUUUGUUUGCUGCAGUAUAAAUCCAUCCUUUUUAUUGUGAGAUUGCUAAUGAAACCCUUCAGCUGAAUUAGGACACUUUUCUGGUAUUUGAAUGUAAAAGUUGCAAGGAAUAAAAGUCGACUCCCUUUCUUUCUUGGAAAUCAUACAAAGAAAGAGGAACAAAUCUUUCUGUGUACAUGUUAAAAUGCAUGUAUUUGUUGAUUAUUUGGACUGCAUGCUCUUCAGAACAAGGACUUUGUCAUCCUAGCUGUCUGAAAAGCAUCUAGCGUACUGUUAGCAAUAUGCAAAUACAUUAAUUCCCACCAUGUUUUUAGGGCCUUUCUUUACGUAAUAAUUCUUUUUGGCCACAUGAAAAACAUAUGAAAAGUCUUGUAAUUCAAAAUGGUAAUACAGUUGUUCUUAAAUAAACAAAACCUGUAUUUUCAAAGAGCAAGUUUAAAUAGCUACUGGAACAGAGAGUACAGCUUGGAAGAGAAACCGCAAGUAUUCCUUUCUCUGCCUGGCAUGGUCUGCUAGUAUUAAUUUACUUCCUCAAGAGGUAUGACCGUGUUUUAGAGGGAUCUUUAUUUUUACAAAGACCUGUUUGUUUGUUUAAGCAUUAGACAGAACUACAUAACAACUCCAAAACAGCGGAAAAUGAAUAUAUAUCACUUGUUAUAAAUCAUAUAACCCAACAGAAAAAUGAUCAAGGAAAUAACAAGGAAAAUGGUUUGCCAGUCAUGAUUAAUAAAGAACAUAAUCUUAGCCGCUGGUAAUGUGUAACAAAAAUAUCUCUUUUUGUAAUAUUUGUUCCAGGGAAAAAUCUUUAUAUUUUCCAUUAUCUAGUUCUGUUUUAUUCAUUUUGCCUAACAUUUUGGAGAUUAA
Molecule: messenger RNA, 4537 nt
Organism: Struthio camelus australis
Lineage: Eukaryota; Metazoa; Chordata; Aves; Struthioniformes; Struthionidae
Gene: FGL1
Product: fibrinogen like 1
Biological process (GO): blood coagulation
Source: RefSeq, a predicted model, not a curated record